This is a messenger RNA of Salvelinus sp. IW2-2015, 1496 nucleotides long. Its product is annotated as BAH and coiled-coil domain-containing protein 1. The record is from RefSeq and is a predicted model, not a curated record. NCBI's taxonomy places the organism in Eukaryota, Metazoa, Chordata, Actinopteri, Salmoniformes, Salmonidae.
GUGCAGAGUCGUCCCCUGCCCACCUGGUGUCUAGCAGCCGGGCGGCUCGGAGGAGCUUCAGUCUGGAAAAAGCCCCGCUGAGUGAGAGAGUCUCGGAGAGACAGGCCAGCACAGAGCCUGUCAGGAGACGACCAGGGAGACCCAAAGGUUCAGGGAAGAAGAAGAACCUGUCAGACAGCAGCAAUAAGAACGCAGCCCCUCUGCUCAGCUGGCCGGCUGUGGCCGUCCCCAGGAAGAGAGCCUGUGAAAAUCUGUUCCAGCUCAACGGGACUCCCAGGAAGGCCCUGAGGGGGACGAGGGAGGCCCACCUGUUCCCCCUGCCCCCGGCCCCUGUCUCUGCCCCGACCAAGGGCCUGUUCAGCAGCAGCUCCUUCGAGGUUGACUCCUUCAGCAGCAUCGCUAACGGCUACUCCUCCUUCUGUAGCACCCAGCCCACCGGCAUGUCCCUGGGUUCCAGGACCGGGCCCUAUGUCCAGAGACGGAGGCCCGGCGAGGUUCCGCGGAGCAGCAGGAAGAGCGGUCAGGAGUUCCUGGUCAAACUGGAUCACGAGGGGGUGACUUCACCCAAGACGAAGAACAGCAAGGCCCUGCUGCUGCUGGGCGGUGGCUCUGGGUUCGGGGCCAAAGGCGUGGGCGGCCYCCCCAGGCCUGAGGCCUACUCYCACCCAGUCCUGCUGGUCAAGGACAACAGGAAGGGAGGUUCUGCCUCGAGGGCUGAGCUCCUCCUUAAGGGUGCCCCUCCUCCRCAGAGGAAGGCUUCUCCCUCCCUGGCUAUGGGGGACUACGGUGUCGGCGAGCUGGGUCUCAGCUGCCAUCGGGACUGCCACAGCUCCUACUCGGACCUGGACGACGAAGAGGAGGAGGAAGAKGAGGAGAGGAGGAGGAGAAGGGCGGCUGCGCUGGCCACAGCAGCCUCUGGAGGCCUGAGGACGGCGGGAAGCUUUCUCUCGCGCCUCUCCGUCUCAUCCUCUUCCUCUGGUUCCUCAAGUUCAUCCAGCUCAGGGGCCUCCAUGUCCAGUUCCAGCCUGUGCUCCUCGGAUAACGACUCGUCCUACAGCUCGGAGGAUGAAGAGAGCUCCACGCUGCUGCUACAGAGCUGCCUGUCCUCCCACCAUGGCCUGCUGCAGUCCCCUGAGCCCCCGGCCGCAGCCGGCCCCACCAGGGCCAACAGUCCUUCGUGGCCAAGGCUGUGGCCGUAUCCAACACCAAGGGAGGAGAGCCACCAACGACCACAGUGCCAACAACAAGCUUCUCAAAAGGAAGGAGUGCGGCAGCUCGUCCCCCUCCAAACCCCCCAGAGACCUGGUGAAGAGGCAGAGGAUUAUCCCCGAUGAUGCAGGACCAAGACCAAGAUGAACACGUUCCUACCGGGAAGACAGAUGUGGAGGUGGUCGGGGAACCCCACUCAGAGGCGGGGGCUGAAGGGGAAGUCCAGGAAGCUGUUCUACAAGGCCAUCGUACGGGGAAGGGACGUGGUGCGAGUGGGCGACUGUGCC